Ustilaginoidea virens is the source of this 807-nucleotide messenger RNA. RefSeq lists its product as uncharacterized. The record is from RefSeq and is a predicted model, not a curated record. The transcript has 3 exons. Gene Ontology annotation, cellular component: membrane; cytoplasm. NCBI's taxonomy places the organism in Eukaryota, Fungi, Ascomycota, Sordariomycetes, Hypocreales, Clavicipitaceae. Bases 1 to 807 code for a protein of 268 amino acids.
AUGUCGGUCAAAAUUGAACGGGAUACCUUGCGGCAAACGGUCCAGAAUGUCAUGCCCAGCCAUGUUCCCGAGGGUACAAAGGGUCCUAUUCCGGGGACCAGCGGCAAACACCCCCUGGCCGAGCAGGUCGGUACAAUGUUGACCGGAGGUUUACAGAACGCUGGUACCAAAGGCUAUCUCGCUGCCUAUAUCAAGCAGCUCGAGUCGAAUCCCCUGCGAACAAAGAUGCUUACGGCUGGUUCCCUGGCCGGUGCCCAAGAGCUUAUUGCCUCAUGGCUUGCCAAGGAUCGCAACAAGCAUGGCCACUACUUUACUUCGCGUGUGCCCAAGAUGGCAGCUUACGGUGCUCUUGUUAGCGCUCCGCUGGGCCAUUUCUUGAUCUGGCUAUUGCAGAAAGUGUUCCGCGGUCGCACCAGUCUAAAGGCAAAGAUUUUGCAGAUUGUGCUUAGCAAUCUGGUGAUUGCGCCUAUUCAGAACAGCAUCUACCUGAUUGCUAUGGCCCUUAUCGCUGGUGCCCGCACCUACCACCAGGUCCGCGCGACGGUCAAGGUUGGCUUUUGGAGAGUCAUGCGUGUGUCUUGGAUCACGUCGCCGAUUUGUCUCGCGUUUGCGCAGAAAUUCCUUCCGGACCAGCUUUGGGUGCCCUUCUUCAAUGUCAUCUCCUUCAUCAUCGGCACUUAUAUCAACACCCUGACCAAGAAAAAGCGCCUUGCUGCUCUACGCAAGAAACACUUUGGUGACGGUCGCUCCAGUGGUAUGGUUCGCGCUGAUGACUAUCCUCCAAUGGGCCCCAAUCCACAGUACUAA